AAAGUUGUUAUGAAUUUUAUAACAAACCAACCGGGCACUGGGCACUAUUGGAAAUAAUUAGUGUUGCUAUGCAACCACGCUGUCGAAAGUCGAUUUAACAUGGCGGACGGUGGAACAAAAAUAUACAAUUUGAAAGGAGCAAACGAGUAUAAAGUUAGCUAAGAUGGUUACUCUGUCCUAUAGAUAAACCUAAACUGGUGCUUCUUUGAGAUUACUUUGAGAGGGAUCUAGGAUGCAUUCAAGGGCUUACAUGCUGCUUGAAAAAGAAUGGUUCAAGCUGCAAAAAGAAGAACUUCCUUGGGGCAUACAGGCAAAGCCGUUAAAUGAGGAUGACAUGUUUACCUGGGAAGGUGCCAUAAAGGGCCCAAAGGACACAAUGUGGGAAGGAGGUGUUUUCAAGUUGUAUCUCCAGUUUGGCGAGUAUUACAAUGGCCGACCACCAAGAGUAUUCUUUCACACAAUUCCCUUCCAUCCGAAUGUUGAUCCAGACACAGGGCAAGUCUGUGCUGACUUUUUAGACGAUUUAAGUUGCUGGAAAGAGUUUUAUUCAAUUUCAUACAUGCUACUAAGCAUUCAGAUGUUGCUGGUAAAUCCAGUUCUUGAAAAUGCCAUAAACCCUAGUGCUGCCAGAAUAUUUGCAUCCUCGCCCAGCAGCUUCAGGCAGACUGUGUUGGAUUGUGUUCUGGCCAGUAAGAGAGUGGAAGCUGGACUUAAACCCCACACAGCAGAGGACAUUGAUUUGACUCGAAUCUUGCCAAUAGAACCAGGACCAACAGAAAGAACUCUAAACGAGAAAAAGAAGACCGUUAAACUUGGAAAAGUAUCUUUUGACGACUACCACGCCAUGUGGAGUGGAAUUGCCACAACCAAGCCAGUCCCGGACUCAAGUAAUCCUUUGAGUGAAGUUCUUAGGGCUGAUUCUAAAUUACAAGCCACACACUUUGGCCUUCCCCAGCAGGAGCUGCAGGAAGAGAUUCACAAACAGCUCACAGAGCACAAUGCCAUCAUGUAUGGGAAGUUUGACACUGGAAUGGCUGGACAAGAUCUGGCCGAACUGAAGUCGACUAAGAUUCAGUUGCUGAAACAGAUUUAUCUUCCUAAGCAGCAAGCAGGGUUGUCAAGUACGGAUUCUCCAACGCCGAGAACGAUAACCAAUGCCCCUUCGCCGUCAAUUACAACUGCGAGGGACCUGGAACCCCAUGAUCAGGAGGUUGACGAAUUAUUAGCGUGGACUAAUACGUUACCUUAGCAACAGUGGCCAUCACCAUAGAAACACUUCAUAACGUGUUGUCCAUGACGUGCGCCAUAUACGACAAAGGCACCCCAUUUAAAUGAAGUAAAAUGGAAGCCCCGUCAAAUUCGGCGCCAAACUGACGAUUGGAAAUGCUGGUCACUGAUUGGCCAAAUUACAUGCAUGAGACCGUGUCAUGCGUAAAAGUUCAUAGGCAACGUAACGGAGCGAUGCCUGUUGGAAAUAUGUGUAUUUUUUUAAAUUUUGUCGUUGUCAGUCCACCUCAGUCUUCCCUAAUUUGACCGAACUCUGUUACUUUUCGGUUUGUUAUUAUUUCUUCGUUGUUUUCCACCUUAUUAGGCAAGAUAUUAGUUUCAAGUUUCCUUCAAUGACUUUAAACAUCAUAUAACUUGACAGUUGUACAUUCCAUGUGACGUAGCUCCAACCCCCCCCAAAAUCGAGCUUUUCAACUGGAGACAUUUUUAAAAUACCAUGACUUGGUUUGCUCUCCAUGUGGCCUAAAAUAUAUAAAAACGGACUGAAAACUGAA
Molecule: messenger RNA, 1781 nt
Organism: Orbicella faveolata
Lineage: Eukaryota; Metazoa; Cnidaria; Anthozoa; Scleractinia; Merulinidae
Product: ubiquitin-conjugating enzyme E2 U-like
Source: RefSeq, a predicted model, not a curated record